Messenger RNA from Macadamia integrifolia, 754 nucleotides. Its product is annotated as 60S ribosomal protein L24-like. The transcript has 5 exons. Gene Ontology annotation, biological process: cytoplasmic translation. Bases 117 to 605 code for a protein of 162 amino acids. Gene Ontology annotation, cellular component: cytosolic large ribosomal subunit. Lineage: Eukaryota; Viridiplantae; Streptophyta; Magnoliopsida; Proteales; Proteaceae. The record is from RefSeq and is a predicted model, not a curated record. Gene Ontology annotation, molecular function: mRNA binding; structural constituent of ribosome.
AAGAGGGGAGCACCAUACGUCCUGGAUUAGGGUGAUAUUUCGACCCUCCUUUACCUUGGAGGUAUUUUAGGGUUUCUAAGGAGCGAUAGGAACAGAAGAGGAGGAAAGCGGCAGCCAUGGUUCUCAAGACUGAGCUCUGCCGUUUCAGCGGUGCCAAGAUAUACCCUGGCAGGGGUAUCAGAUUUGUUCGUUCUGAUUCGCAGGUUUUCCUCUUUGCUAAUUCGAAGUGCAAGAGGUAUUUCCACAAUAGACUGAAGCCUUCAAAGCUCACGUGGACAGCCAUGUAUAGGAAGCAACAUAAGAAGGACAUCGCUGCCGAGCAAGUAAAGAAAAGGCGCCGUGCUACCAAGAAGCCUUAUUCAAGGUCGAUUGUUGGUGCCACCUUGGAGGUGAUCCAGAAGAAAAGAACUGAGAAGGCAGAAGUCCGAGAUGCUGCAAGGGAGGCUGCUCUUCGUGAAAUUAAGGAGAGGAUCAAGAAAACCAAGGAUGAGAAGAAGGCGAAGAAAGCAGAGGUGACGAAAUCACAAAAAGGACAGACCAAGGGCAAUUUGCCCAGGGGUACUGGGCCAAAGGGUUCCAAACUUGGAGGUGGUGGAAAGCGCUGAUUUGCCACCUUCUUUUAAGCUGAUACCUGAUAGGUUGUUUUUCCAUUCUGGAGAUUUUGUAUGGAUUGACUUGGAUAUCCAAAACUUUAUUGGAGAUAUUUACCCCGUAUAAAUUUGCAAGUGGAGUAGCGAUUAAUUCUUUGGAAAAA